This is a messenger RNA of Protobothrops mucrosquamatus (brown spotted pit viper), 1959 nucleotides long. RefSeq names its product treacle protein-like. Lineage: Eukaryota; Metazoa; Chordata; Lepidosauria; Squamata; Viperidae. The record is from RefSeq and is a predicted model, not a curated record. Gene Ontology annotation, molecular function: protein binding. The transcript has 11 exons. The annotation marks the transcript as partial.
AACUGCACAGGCAGUUUGGGGCAUGCGGUUAGUCCUUCGCCCGUUCUGCACGCGGGGCCUGCGAUCGUAGUCAUGCGUGUGGGAUAGAGGUUGUUGCUUCCGCACCCCCACACGCGCGGCGAGAGCAUGACGGCAGCUGAGAGAGAGCAGAAAGAGCUGCUGGCUCUGAUGCACCAGCAGUUGGUCCAAAUGGGUUAUGAGAGAGCAGCCAAGGAGUUGCUGGAGCAGAGCGGCCAGAAGACUUUCCCAUCAUCUCAUAUUUCUCUAAAAGAGAUCAUCGCUCAGUGGAGAAAGACUUUCUUACAAAAUCGAAAACCAAAAAAGACCAUAGAAACCACGAGAGGCACUCCAGUAAAGAUCAGAAUUCCUGACCCCAAGAGCAGCUCUGAGAGCUCAGAGGAGGAGGAGCAAGCAGCAGGAACCGUAAAAAAUAAUCUGCCUGCCAAUAACAGCACCAAGUCAACAAAGACAGUAACUAAAGAAGAGAGUAGCAGCGAAGAUUCAGAUUCAUCUUCUGAAGAGGAAGCAGUUGCCAAAACGACUGACAAAAACCCCGUGGCUAGGAACAAAACUGAACUUCUGCAACUGGCUGAUCAAAAUGCUAAUUCUGUCCCAGGAAAGGGGGUGACUGUUGCUGCUGCCCAAGCAAAAGGAGAGCAGAACAAAUCUGCUUCAAAUAAGACCCUGCCUCCAGCUGCGAGAAAAGCAGGGCCAAAUAAAGUUCUUUCUAGCAAAGCAGGACCUCCUGCGCAGUCACUGAUUUCAGGAGGGCAAAAAACAACACAGACCACAAAGACAGCAGAGAGCUCUGAAAGCAGCAGCAGCAGCAGCAGCAGCUCAUCUGAGAGUGAGGAAGAAACAACUUUGACCCCAGCAAAAGCCCCACCUUCCAAACCAGCUUUAAAGAAGGCGGCGAGCACAAGCAAGGACUCAAGUGAUGAUUCUGACUCUGAAGACGGGACAAAAGCACCAACAGUCCAAAUUAAAGCAGCUGUGCAAAAUUCCCCGAUUAGUAGUCCACUGCUGAACAAGUCACCAGUCACUCCUGGAUAUUCUGCAAGAAAUACAGUAAAGGUAACUACAGCAAAACAAGUCAGUGCAAAAUCUGGAAAUGCAAACAGAAGCCCAGAAUCAACAGACACUUCAGAAACUACUGACUCAUCGGAUAAUGAGACUAAGGCACCUGCUUCAGUAUCACAGGCCUUCAAAGCACCGGCAAAAAAUGCAGCCGCAAGUCCAUUAAAGAAGGCAGUUUCUGCUUCUGUUCCAUCAAAAUCCACCCCGAAGGCCCCCACAACCAGCUUAUCAAAACCACCGCCUCCUUCAAAAGAAGCUCAGAGCUCAGACAGCAGUGAUUCAUCAUCUGAGAGUGACAGUGAGACUCUGCCUGUUCCCAUAAGUCAGAAGGCCUUCAAAGCACCAGAGAAAAAUGCAGCAUCAAGUCCAUCAAAGAAGGCAGUUUCUGCUUCUGUUCCCUCAAAAUCCACCCAGAAGGCCCCUGCAACCGGCCUAUCAAAACCACCAGCUCCUUCAAAAGAAGCUCAGAGCUCAGACAGCAGUGACUCAUCAUCUGAGAGUGACAAUGAGACUCUGCCGGUUCCGAUAAGUCAGAAGGUGCAGAGAUUAGCAACUCCACACCCUUCUGGGAGGACCAGACAAAAUCAGGCCAAUCAGCCUGGGAUCCUACCCAAAGCUGCACCAGGUGCUUUGAAGGAGAAGGAAACACAGAAUGAAAGCAGCAGCAGCAGCAGCUCAUCUGACAGCGAGGAUGAAACUGACCUUACAACAAGCAAACUGCUGGCUCCACCAGCCCCCAAAGCAACUCAUGCAGUUCAAAGUGUAGGUACGGUGAAGCCCCAGCCUCCAAAGGGAUCCCAUCAGAAGGCUCAGCAGAGCGAAGAUAGUAGUGAAGAUUCAAGUGAUGACUCUGACUCCGAGGAAGAUAGAGUGGUCACUCAG